AUGCCGCAUGUUCACCGAUAUGUCCGUGUGACUGACUUCGAAACGGUAACGUACGAAAUUUCAUCUGAGUUGACCAUUCUCGGUAGUCUGAAAUCAACCGAACUGGCCAGUCCAACUGUUGUCGCUCGAUAUCACGUAGUUUCGGUUUCAGACAAGGCCGACAUCGACAACGAUGGUAACUUCUGCACAUUGAUAGUUGGAAGCUUAAAACAUGAUUGGUAUGGAUAUCUCACUUCUGUUAGCGAUGCUAAAAAGUCAUCGCUGUUGCUCAACUGUUUGAUCCCAGGUGAACCAAACUACGUGAUAAUAAUCGACGCGGGUAGUAGUGGCAGUAGGCUGUUCAUUUAUCGCUGUUACGUUCCAAAGUUGGGCGAGUUGCUCGCCGUUCAGCCUGUACUUGACGAGAAAGGCCAAAACGUAGUGAAGAAAAAGGAACCAGGUCUGUCAUCAUUCGCCGAAAAUCCCAGUGAUGUUGUAGAAUACGUUAAAGAUCUGUUGGAUUAUGCUUCCGAAUACAUACCAUCGACGAAGCGAAAGGAAACCUCGUUGUUCAUACUUGCGACUGCUGGUAUGCGACUUCUUCCGGAAAAGAAGCAAGAUGACAUUUUGCAAGAGCUCUACAAUCGGCUGCCGUCGAUGUAUGAUUUCGCUAUGGCCAAAGAUAGCUUUCAAGUGAUAUCUGGAAAACACGAAGGUCUUUAUGCCUGGAUAUCGAUGAACUACGUUUUAGGACGCUUAGGACCAAACAGAAGUCAGACGAAGACGGCUGGCAUAAUUGAUUUGGGAGGUGGUUCGGUGCAGAUAGCCUUUGAAGUGCCUCAGGCACAGCCUUAUGAACAGGUUUACAGCCACAGUCUGUUCGAGGAGGUCAACCUUAGCUACGAUGGCAGUUCUUCGCAUUACAAGUAUCGUGUUUACAUCAGCACGUUCUUGGGCUAUGGUGCUAAUCAAGCAAACAGACUAUACGAGAAGUGGCUGAGCGAACAGAACACUUCUCGCAGCACUGGACCUCGUACAGUCAACGAUUGCUGCCUACCUAAAGGUAUGGUAAUCAACGUUUCUACUGUCGGACUAGAGCAUGUACGACGCCGAGGAGCCGGUUGCUUUUAUACCUGCAUGAAUGACCUGAAGCGAAUCAUCACCGAGAAUGUCUCUUGCAACGAGCCCAGGUGCUCUUUGCAAGGCAUUUAUCAACCGGCGAUCGACUACAAUGAAAUGGAGUUUUACGGCAUGUCUGAAUAUUGGUUCACUAGCAAUGAUGUUUUUACGCUCGGCACAUCUUACGAUCGUCAGAAGUUUCUCUAUUCGUCUUCGGAAUAUUGUAGCACUAAUUGGUCUAUAAUUUGGCGUAGAUUCAGUCGAAAGCUAUACCCAAAAGCUGAUGAAAACCGUCUGAGAAUGCAGUGUUUUAAAUCUGCAUGGGCAUCAGUUCUUUUGCACACGGCAUUUGGGUUUCCGGAAAACGUUUCCACGUUUCAUCCUGUAUAUCAGAUCGAAGGAAAAGAGAUUCAAUGGACUCUUGGGGCUGUGCUCCACAAGAUGAGGCAUUUGCCUCUCAAAAAGGACAAGAAUAUGCCCGGCUGUGAUACAUCGAUUACAUAA
Molecule: messenger RNA, 1602 nt
Organism: Soboliphyme baturini
Lineage: Eukaryota; Metazoa; Nematoda; Enoplea; Dioctophymatida; Soboliphymatidae
Source: the annotation of a GenBank genome assembly